AUGCAGGCUUUGGCAUUACGUCAAGUGGAGACGCUUGAAAUCAGCCGGGGCAUCGGUGAAAGUGACCGAUUCAUGGUGAAGGCUCUCGCGGAAGCCUUGAAGACCAAUAGCUCCUUGCGGAACAUGAAUUUGGCAUAUAACAAGAUUGGUCCCGAGGGAGCUCAGGCUCUCGCGGAAGCCUUGAAGACCAAUAGCUCCUUGCGGAACAUGAAUUUGGCAUAUAACAAGAUUGGUCCCGAGGGAGCUCAGGCUCUCGCGGAAGCCUUGAAGAUCAAUAGCUCUGUGCGGGACAUGAAUUUGACAGGGAAUGACAUUGGUCCCGAGGGAGCUCAGGCUCUCGCGGAAGCCUUGAAGACCAAUAGCUCCGUGCGGGGCAUGAAUUUGGAAUAUAACCGGAUUGGUCCCGAGGGAGCUCAGGUUUUCGCGGAAGCCUUGAAGACCAAUAGCUCCGUGCGGGACGUGAAUUUGGCACUGAACCAGAUUGGUUCCGAGGGAGCUCAGGCUCUCGCAGAAGCCUUGAAGAUCAAUAGCUCCGUGCGGGACAUGAAGUUGGAAUGGAAUGGCAUCGGUCCCGAGGGAGCUCAGGCUCUCGCGGAAGCCUUGAAGAUCAAUAGCUCCGUGAGGGACAUGAAUUUGUUACAGAAUGACAUCGGUGACAAGGGAGCUCAGGCUCUCGCGGAAGCCUUGAAGAUCAAUAGCUCCGUGCGGGACAUGAAGUUGGAAUGGAAUGGCAUCGGUCCCGAGGGAGCUCAGGCUCUCGCGGAAGCCUUGAAGAUCAAUAGCUCCGUGCGGGACAUGAAGUUGGAAUCUAAUGAGAUUGGUGCCGAGGGAGCUCAGGCUCUUGCAGAUGCUUUGCUUCAGACAGUCAGAGACACCUUGGCUGAUGACUUGGACGACGGAGUCAAGGAGAGUGCUGAUCAAGUCCCCGGCAGACGCCCUUUUGAAGCACCGGUUCGUCUUGAG
Cladocopium goreaui is the source of this 963-nucleotide messenger RNA. Lineage: Eukaryota; Dinophyceae; Suessiales; Symbiodiniaceae. The record is from the annotation of a GenBank genome assembly.